CAUAAAGGCAUGGGCUUUUCUUCUGCUGAUGAUGUUAGAGCCGGUUCUUCGUCAGAUUGGAGAAGCAGUGUAUCACUGUGUCAGAGGGAAGACAAGGUAUGGACUGAGGGUGAUGAGGCCGUCUCGCUUGGUGUCUGAGACAGCGGAAACUUCCAGACUCUCUUGUUUCAGUGACGGCGUUUAUUCUAUAGUUGCCACCCUCAUCAUUUUGGACAUAUGUGUGAACAAUGUUCCGACCGCUGCGCAUGUGCAGAUGCACGGAAGUGUGGUAAAUGCUCUAUCCAAUGAUGCACCGGUGUUCCUGUCGUAUGUCGGAACCUUUGUAACUGUUUGUCUUCUAUGGUACCUACACCACACUAUGUUUCGCCAUAUCCGGGCCCAGAACUCCAUUGUUUUGACCUGUAAUAAAAUGGCACUCUUGUUUGCUGGGUACCUGCCGAUCGUGUUUAAGCUGACAGGACAGUUCGGAAAAGAGGUGGGUACGGGUAACUCGUCUCUAGCAGUGCAGGUGAACAGUGCUGUAGUCUUCCUGGCUAGCGUCUGGCUGCUGGCCAUGUGGAUUGUAGCCAGCUGUAAGAAGUCCGAACUUCUCCAUCCUUCGGCCCACAACACAAUGUCCAACGUAUUCAUGAUCACACAUCUGUCUAUAUACCCUGUUACCAGCUUGGUGAUCUUCUGUCUGUGCUUCAUUGUUCCCAUCAAUUCCGACGUGAUCAACUGGGUUCAGAUCGGCAUGAUCGGAGUGUUCAUUCUCAUGAAGCUGUUGCGUAACGUGGCUCAGAAACGUUUGGAAAAGGGCGAGGCAGAAAUCUCCAUGGACAAGAACCAACAACUGUCGGAGAUUCCAACCAAUGCUGGGUCUUUUCGUGCGAUGCAUGAAGGAACUGCAACGACUACAGCAGUGUAAAUACAUUUCAAGGACAAAAGUUACAAAACCAGAAGUUCCGCCUAGGGCCAAAAAUCGAACUUUAAUCUUGUAUUCCCAAGGCCUACCAACAUACGAAAUAUCCUCUCAAUCCAUCCAGCUUGUAUUGAGACACACACAUCACACACACAUACAGACACACACACACACACACAAACACGCAUACGCAUGCACGCACACAAACACACAUACAUACACACACACAUAGAGAAAUGCCAAAAACAAUAUUAAAAGCUCCAUAUUUCAUAUAGGUAACAAAAUGCGAUGGCCGGCUAGUUGGGUAGACUGACUGUGUGUCUAAAUCAAAUCGAAGUCUUAUGCAUGGAGAAAAAUUAAUGCCACAUUUCUAGUGUAAAAUAAAGUCUGUAUGCUCUUUUACACUCACAGAGGUAUAUACGACGCAAGUAUGGACUUGAAUUAUCAAUCUAAUCCCUGUAACACAAACUACGCCAUCUAGUGCUGUAACUGACCCCUCCCCCGCUAGAGGGCGGCGAUUUUGGAUGGGCCACGUGACUACUGUAAUCAGACUAGCUAGUAGCUAGAGGUCAAAGAACUCUGCAAUACACCUGAGUCAGCCUACAGAUGUGCCCUAUGUGGCAAAGACUGUCAUUCUCGUAUAGGACUGUCUACGCUGUAGGGCUGACAUCAAACAGAAUUGUACCAUGGUCAAUAUUGACCGACAGGAGGCCAUGUAGUAGCUAGUCUCUACCAGGCUCCACAUGUCGCUGAAAAAUAGUAAAAAUUUGCCAAAUAGGACAGAAAACACGCCAGAUGAGUUAGAUGGCUGAGGAGUACGUAUAGUUUGCGACCUAUAUUAAAGGU
Branchiostoma floridae (Florida lancelet) is the source of this 1747-nucleotide messenger RNA. Its product is annotated as endosomal/lysosomal potassium channel TMEM175-like. The record is from RefSeq and is a predicted model, not a curated record. Gene Ontology annotation, molecular function: potassium ion leak channel activity; proton channel activity. The transcript is spliced from 12 exons. Bases 29 to 907 code for a protein of 292 amino acids. NCBI's taxonomy places the organism in Eukaryota, Metazoa, Chordata, Leptocardii, Amphioxiformes, Branchiostomatidae. Gene Ontology annotation, cellular component: endosome; lysosome.